AUGCCAGCUGCUGAUUCUAUAUCUAACGCCCUUGAAUCGGAAGGAUGUUUGAUUAAGAAAGAACCCGUACUGGCAAAAGAAACAAUUAUGGGGCUCUGUACUACCCAGUUGAUCCUGGCCAUUUUAAUGCUGAUUCUGCUCGUGCGGGAGCUGUUCAUAACUCAGAAUCCCCUGAUAAGUGACUCUCCGCUGAAAAAUGAAAACAUGGAGACUGUCGGAAACAUUGUCGAUCGAGAUGUCAUACAGAUUAACCCCAAUAUGCUUGUCGACCUCCUCAUUAGCGACCCCUUGUUUGCAAGACAGGAGAAGGACGACCAGAUGUUGGAGGUGGUGCAAAAGGAGAAGGUUGAUGUUAUCUUCCAGAGGGCAGUCAGUUCAAUGCUUCGCCGUACUGUGGAAGGUCAAAGUCUGCCUAAAAGCAUGUCUUUUUUGCGCCGUGCUCUGUCCACCCUGGAGAAGGAAGCGCGUGCACAACAAGAUGACCUCGCCGCGAAGGCCGAAGACUCUAAGGAAGGAGAUGCUGGCAAUGAUGAAGACGAGGAUAAAAGGCGUAGGACGUUACUCAAAGCUAAAUAA
Molecule: messenger RNA, 576 nt
Organism: Dibothriocephalus latus
Lineage: Eukaryota; Metazoa; Platyhelminthes; Cestoda; Diphyllobothriidea; Diphyllobothriidae
Source: the annotation of a GenBank genome assembly